GGUUGGGCGUUGCGGGGAGGCCGGGUCGCUGAGCGGCGGCGCGGCCCCUCCCUCCCCAGUCAGGGAGCGAGGCCCUGAGUUGGGCGGAGGCUGGUCCCAGGGCACACCGCGGCGCGCCCGCGGGGCUCAGGCUAGCGGCCGUACGGCCGGGAGCGCGGGGGCCGCUGCCGACGCCCCCUGCGGGGCGCCCUCGGCCCGCUGGGCCGGGGCUCGGGCGUGGGUGGGGGCCCCGCGGGACGGCGGCCCACCUGGAGGGUUCGAAUCCGGGCGCUGGCUCCUAGAGGCGCUAGGCCCUCGGGCUGCGGCGGUCACGAUCACUGCAGCCACCAUUUGCCGAGGGCCGGGCCGGGCCGGGCCGCGCGGCGUGUUCGCCUGGUGUCAUCCAAACAGCAGUCCCGUAUGACAGGAUUUGUGGGUGGAAGGCAGGCAUGGUCAGAACCAUUUCACUGACAGGAAAACAGAGACAGGACGUGUCUCUCUCCACGUCUCUCAGCCAGUAGAAGCUGCCAAGCUGGAGCCCAAAGCCAGGUGUCCUGACUCCCAGCGGGGGGCUCCCUGCACCAACCAUGAGCCGCCUGCUCUGGAGGAAGGUGGCCGGCGCCACCGUCGGGUCAGGGCCGGUUCCAGCUCCGGGGCGUUGGGCCUCCAGCUCCGCCUCCGUCCCCGUCCCCAGCGACGGGCAGCCACGGCCGCAGCCGCCGCCAGCGCCAUCCUCGGAGGGCGGGCAGCUGCGGCACAACCCACUGCACAUCCAGAUGCUCUCGAGAGGGCUUCACGAGCAAAUCUUCGGGCGCGGCGGGGAGAGGCCCGCCGAGGAAGCGGUGCGCCGCAGCGUCGAACACCUGCAGAAGCACGGGCUCUGGGGGCAGCCGGCCGCGCCCUUGCCCGACGUGGAGCUGCGCCUACCGCCCCUCUACGGGGGCAGCCUGGACCAGCACUUCCGCCUCCUGGCCCAGAAGCAGAGCCUGCCCUACCUGGAGGCGGCCAACUCGUUAUUGCAGGCCCAGCUGCCCCCCCGGCCCCCGAGCUGGGCCUGGGCGGAGGGCUGGACCCGGUACGGCCCCGCGGGGGAGGCCGAACCCGUGGCCAUCCCCGAGGAGCGGGCCCUGGUGUUCGACGUGGAGGUCUGCUUGGCAGAGGGAACUUGCCCCACGUUGGCGGUGGCCAUAUCCCCCUCGGCCUGGUAUUCCUGGUGCAGCCGGCGGCUGGUGGAAGAGCGUUACUCUUGGACCAGCCAGCUGUCGCCGGCUGACCUCAUUCCCCUGGAGGUCCCUGCCAGUGCCGGCGGCAGCCCCACCCAGCGAGACUGGCAGGAGCAGUUAGUGGUGGGGCACAACGUUUGCUUUGACCGAGCCCAUAUCAGGGAGCAGUACUUGAUCCAGGUCUCCCGCAUGCGCUUCCUGGACACCAUGAGCAUGCACAUGGCCAUCUCAGGGCUGAGCAGCUUCCAGCGCAGUCUGUGGAUGGCCGCCAAGCAGGGCAAGCGCAAGGCCCGGCACCGCACACAGCGAGGCCAGAAACCCCAGAGCAAAGCCAACGGCCCAGCGGUCUCAUCCUGGGACUGGCUAGACCUCAGCAGUGUCAAUAAUCUGGCAGACGUGCACAGCCUCUACGUGGGGGGGCCACGCGUAGAGAAGGAGCCCCGCGAGCUGUUUGUUAAGGGUAGCAUGAAGGACAUCCGGGAGAACUUCCAGGACCUGAUGCAGUACUGUGCCCAGGACGUGUGGGCCACCUAUGAGGUUUUCCAGCAGCAGCUACCGCUCUUCUUGGAGAGGUGUCCCCACCCGGUGACUCUGGCUGGCAUGUUGGAGAUGGGUGUCUCCUACCUGCCCGUCAACCAGAACUGGGAGCGUUACCUGGCGGAGGCACAGAGCACCUACGAGGAGCUCCAGCGGGAGAUGAAGAAGUCGCUGAUGGACCUGGCCAACAAUGCCUGCCAGCUGCUCUCAGGAGAGAGGUACAAAGAAGAUCCCUGGCUCUGGGACCUGGAGUGGGACGUGCAGGAGUUUAAGCAGAAGAAGGCAAAGAAAGUGAAGAGGAAGGAGCCUCUUGCCGCAGCCAGCAAGUUGCCUAUCGAGGGGGCUGAGGCCCCUGGGGAUCCCAAGGAUCAGGAAGACCCCGGCCCCCCCAGCGAGGAGGAGGAGUUUCAACGAGAUGUCACAGCUCGCGCCUGCUUUGAGCAGCUGAGGGGGACCACAGAACAACUGCCCAAGCGGCCCCAGCACCUUCCUGGACACCCAGGGUGGUAUCGGAAGCUCUGUCCUCGGCUAGAUGACCCUGCAUGGACCCCAGGCCCCAGUCUUCUCAGUCUCCAGAUGCGGGUCACACCUAAACUCAUGGCGCUGACCUGGGACGGCUUCCCUCUGCACUACUCAGAGCAGCACGGCUGGGGGUACCUGGUGCCCGGGCGGCGGGACAACCUGCCUGAGGUGCCAGAGGACCCCAGCCUAAUAGCGGCGGGGGCGGCCUGCCCAUACACAGGGAAUCAUGGAAGGCCCCCGGCGAGCUGCCCGGCCCUGGGGGGCCCGCCAGUAAUCAGAGGCCGCCGCUGCUGUUCUCUGCGCAGAGCCAUCGAGUCCCUGUACAGGAAGCACUGUCUUGAACAGGGGAAGCAGCAGCUGGAGCUGCAGGAGGCAGACCUGGCUGAGGAGUUCCUGCUCACUGACAGCAGCACCAUGUGGCAGACGGUGGAAGAACUGGGCUGCUUAGACGUGGAGGCCGAGGCCAAGAUGGAGAACCUGCGAGUGGCAGUUCCAGGUCAACCCCCAGCUCUGACUGCUGCUGGUGGCCCAAAAGCCAGCCAGCCAGCUUAUCACCAUGGCAACGGACCCUACAACGAUGUGGAUAUCCCUGGCUGCUGGUUCUUCAAGCUGCCUCACAAGGAUGGUAACAGCUGCAAUGUGGGCAGCCCCUUUGCCAAAGACUUCCUGCCCAAGAUGGAGGAUGGCACCCUGCAGGCUGGCCCAGGAGGUGCCAGUGGGCCCCGUGCCUUGGAAAUCAACAAAAUGAUUUCUUUUUGGAGAAAUGCCCAUAAACGUAUCAGCUCCCAGAUGGUGGUGUGGCUGCCCAGGUCAGCUCUGCCCCGUGCGGUGACCAGGCACCCAGACUACGAUGAGCAAGGCCGCUACGGGGCCAUCCUGCCCCAGGUGGUGACCGCCGGCACCAUCACUCGACGGGCUGUGGAGCCCACGUGGCUCACUGCCAGCAACGCCCGGCCUGACCGAGUAGGCAGUGAGUUGAAGGCCAUGGUGCAGGCCCCACCCGGCUACGUCCUGGUGGGUGCUGACGUGGACUCACAGGAGCUGUGGAUCGCAGCUGUGCUCGGAGAUGCCCACUUUGCCGGCAUGCAUGGCUGCACGGCCUUCGGGUGGAUGACACUGCAGGGCAGGAAGAGCAAGGGCACCGAUCUACAUAGUAAGACCGCUGCCACAGUGGACAUCAGCCGUGAGCACGCCAAGAUCUUCAACUAUGGCCGCAUCUACGGGGCGGGGCAGCCCUUUGCUGAGCGCCUGCUAAUGCAGUUCAACCACCGGCUCACGCGGCAGGAGGCAGCUGAGAAGGCCCAACAGAUGUAUGCGGUCACCAAGGGCCUCCGCAGGUAUCGGCUGUCAGAUGAGGGCAGGUGGCUGGUGAGGGAGUUGGACCUCCCUGUGGACGGGACCGAGGAUGGCUGGGUUUCCCUGCAGGAUCUGCGCAAGAUCCAGAGAGAAGCUUCAAGGAAAUCGCGAUGGAGGAAGUGGGAGGUGGUUGCUGAACGAGCCUGGAUGGGGGGCACAGAGUCAGAAAUGUUCAAUAAGCUGGAGAGCAUUGCCACAUCUGACACACCACGUACCCCGGUGCUAGGCUGCCGCAUCAGCCGAGCCCUGGAGCCCUCUGCUGUCCAGGGGGAGUUUAUGACCAGCCGUGUGAAUUGGGUGGUGCAAAGCUCCGCUGUGGACUACUUACACCUCAUGCUUGUGGCCAUGAAGUGGCUGUUUGAGGAGUUUGCCAUUGAUGGGCGCUUUUGCAUCAGUAUCCACGAUGAGGUUCGCUACCUGGUGCGGGAGGAGGACCGCUACCGCGCUGCUCUCGCCCUGCAGAUCACCAAUCUCUUGACCAGGUGCAUGUUUGCCUACAAGCUGGGUCUGAAUGACUUGCCCCAGUCAGUCGCCUUUUUCAGUACAGUCGAUAUUGACCAGUGCCUCAGGAAGGAAGUGACCAUGGAUUGUAAAACCCCUUCCAACCCAACUGGAAUGGAAAGGAGAUACGGGAUUCCCCAGGGUGAAGCGCUGGAUAUUUACCAGAUAAUUGAACUCACCAAAGGCUCCCUGGAAAAAUGAAGCCAGCCUGGACCAUAGCUCUGCCUGGAGGCUCUGUAUUUGCUCCCGUGGAGCUUCAUCGGGGCGGUGCAGGCUCCUAAACUCAGGCUUUCAGCUGUGCUUUUUGCAAAAGGGCUUGCCUAAGGCCAGCCAUUUUUCAGCAGCAGGACCUGCCAAGAAUGAUUGCCUCUAACUGAAGGUGCAGUUGAGUUCAGAACCAAGAUGCCAACACUGGUGCAGGCUGAGGACAAGGGGGCAUUGUUGCUUGUUGGGUAAAAAGAAAGCAGAAGCCCCAAAGUUCACGUUAACUCAGGCAUUUCAUUUCUUUUUUCCUUUUCUUCUUGGCUGGUUCUUUGUUCUGUCCCUCGUGCUCUGAUGCAGUGCCCUAGAAGGGGAGAGAAGUAAUGCUCUAAAUGUGAUAAAGCUGCUCGGAGGCAGUGGAAAUAAAAACAAAAGUCCUUUAUCUUCUCA
Molecule: messenger RNA, 4769 nt
Organism: Hippopotamus amphibius kiboko
Lineage: Eukaryota; Metazoa; Chordata; Mammalia; Artiodactyla; Hippopotamidae
Gene: POLG
Product: DNA polymerase gamma, catalytic subunit
Exons: 23
Coding region: 567-4319 (1250 amino acids)
Biological process (GO): mitochondrial DNA replication
Cellular component (GO): gamma DNA polymerase complex; mitochondrion
Molecular function (GO): DNA-directed DNA polymerase activity; DNA binding; 3'-5' exonuclease activity
Source: RefSeq, a predicted model, not a curated record